This is a messenger RNA of Penicillium odoratum, 957 nucleotides long. Its product is annotated as putative C2H2 finger domain protein (Kin17). The coding region runs from base 1 to 957 and encodes 318 amino acids. Gene Ontology annotation, biological process: DNA damage response; DNA replication. The transcript is spliced from 3 exons. The record is from RefSeq and is a predicted model, not a curated record. Lineage: Eukaryota; Fungi; Ascomycota; Eurotiomycetes; Eurotiales; Aspergillaceae. Gene Ontology annotation, cellular component: nucleus. Gene Ontology annotation, molecular function: double-stranded DNA binding.
AUGGGUCGCGCGGAAGCUGGGUCGGCGAAAGCCAUCGGAAACAAGAUUAAGGCGAAGGGAUUAGGUCGUUUGAGAUGGUACUGUCAAGCCUGUGAGCGCCAAAUGCGAGACGCCAAUGGAUUCAAGUGCCAUAUUACUAGUGAAAGUCAUGUCCGCCAAAUGUUGAUCCUCGGAGAAAAUGCGCCCAAGGCAAUCAGCGACUUCAGCCAGCAGUUCACCGACAACUUUGUGAACUGCUUAAGAACUCAGCACGGCGAAAAGAAAGUCCAUAUCAACCACUUCUACAAUACUAUCAUCGCCGAUCGCGAGCACAUUCACAUGAAUAGUACCAGAUUCACAUCCCUUACACAAUUCGCCCAAUACCUAGGCAAAAACGGAAUCUGUCGAGUGGAAGAGACUGAGAAAGGACUAUUCGUAUCAUGGAUCGACAACUCGCCCGAAACAUUGCGGAAAAGAGAGGCCAUUCAAAAGAAAGAAAGGGAAGAGAAGAAUGACGAGCAGCGAGAGCAAAAGAUGAUCUUGGAGCAAGUGGAGCGCGCCCGGAACGCCGCAAAGGAUAUGAAAUCCUCCGCCGAAGAAGAAGACGCCGAUGCAAAACUACUCCAUCGAGAAGACGGAGAAAAAUUGACCCUGAAUCUAGGCCUUGGGCCAAAGAAAACUGAUAAAAAGCCCGAUUCGCCAGAGUCAGAAGCAAAGGAUGUAUCGGGGAUCGAUUCACCUGCUGAGACGACGCCUGCGCCUAAGAUCUCUAUGUCUUUUGGCGCUCAAAAACCGAAAAAUGUGUUUUCGGCUGCGAAAAAGAAUCCUUUGGCUGGGAAGAAGGGGCCCAUGCUUGUGCAGCCUAAGAAGAUGACUGAGCAGGAGAGGAUUAUGAAGGCUGAGAUGGAGGCUAUGGAGCGGAAACGGUCUCGUCCAGCUUCUGGGUUUGCGGACCAGAAACGUCCUAGGCUUGCUUAA